GGUAAUUUAGAAAAACAAAUUUUAAAUUUUUUUCUCAAAUUUUUUAUCGUCGUUGUGUACAAUUUCUGGAAAAAAAAUAAAAUGUGAUAGCUAUCCCAUUGUUUAAAUUUUGGGUUUGACAGAAUUUCAAAGGCAAAUAGAAUCUCUGCUUUUCUGCUUUUUGUUUCUCUGAUCAUCCAUGGGUUUAUGGGAAGCUUUUCUGAAUUGGCUACGCAGCCUGUUCUUUAAGCAGGAGAUGGAGUUGUCUUUGAUAGGACUUCAGAAUGCUGGAAAGACUUCUCUUGUAAAUGUUGUUGCAACUGGCGGAUAUAGUGAAGACAUGAUCCCUACGGUAGGAUUCAACAUGAGGAAAGUAACUAAGGGGAAUGUCACAAUAAAAUUGUGGGAUCUUGGAGGUCAACCUAGAUUCCGCAGUAUGUGGGAGCGCUAUUGUCGUGCAGUUUCUGCUAUCGUGUAUGUGGUUGAUGCUGCUGAUCCUGAUAACCUGAACAUCUCAAGAAGUGAACUUCAUGAUUUGUUGAGCAAACCAUCAUUGAGUGGUAUCCCAUUGUUGGUGCUAGGGAACAAGAUUGACAAGCCAGGAGCUCUAUCAAAGCAGGCAUUGACUGAUGAAAUGGGUUUGAAGUCAAUUACUGACAGGGAAGUUUGCUGCUUCAUGAUCUCUUGCAAGAACUCAACGAACAUAGAUUCUGUUAUUGAUUGGCUUGUAAAGCAUUCAAAGUCGAAGAGCUAAGUCAUGUAUCAUGUGUGAUAAUUUAAAGGAUCCAUAAAUGGGACCAUUGAUUCAACGCUUCCUUCAUAUAACUUUCUAUGAUUAAUUCUCUAUUCUGAUUA
Molecule: messenger RNA, 834 nt
Organism: Ricinus communis (castor bean)
Lineage: Eukaryota; Viridiplantae; Streptophyta; Magnoliopsida; Malpighiales; Euphorbiaceae
Product: ADP-ribosylation factor-like protein 8a
Exons: 7
Coding region: 179-733 (184 amino acids)
Biological process (GO): protein transport
Molecular function (GO): GTP binding; GTPase activity
Source: RefSeq, a predicted model, not a curated record